CCUGGCCCAAGGCUUUCUUCUCCUCACAGGCUCACGACACGAGUCACACUUCCCGCUCACGCCCAGCAAUCAGUGAUCCCUCGCGCGAUCACAUCAAAACCUGACUUUUACUUUGGUUGAAGUCCCCUUACCUUUCCUCAUUUGGCACUCUCUCCCAUUACUCAGCUCCUUGUGAGCUGUGAGGAGGUGCAUACAAUCUCCGUAAGGGGCUAUACCUCAGUCACAUUUGUUGGUUGCCGAUCACCUCUGCAACCAUGUCGCACUCCGUCGCGAUCCGCAGUGCGCCCGUCGAGGCUGCUCUGCUCGAGUCCGUCGCGGCUCGUUCCGCCGCCUCUCCUCAGCGGCGAGUGCGGUUGGCCGGUCUCAAGACCUUCCGCAGAGGACAUCUCGGUCAGAGCAUCGCGGCGACAGCUCUAGGAACAUCUGCCGCGGGGCUACAAUCUAAGCGGAAGACUAAUGGCCGAUCCGCAGUGCGCGCCGCGGUCGCCGUUGAAGCUCCUGCUGAUCCUGUGGCAGGCGGCGGAGAGGCGGUAACUCGCACCGACAUUCGCAACAUCGCCAUCAUCGCGCACGUCGACCACGGCAAGACGACGCUCGUCGACGCCAUGCUGCGACAAGCCAAGGUGUUCCGCGACAACCAGCAGAUGCAGGAGCGCAUCAUGGACAGCAACGACCUGGAGCGCGAGCGCGGCAUCACGAUUCUGAGCAAGAACACGGCUAUCCGGUUCCGCGGCACCAAGAUCAACAUCAUCGACACGCCCGGCCACUCCGACUUCGGCGGGGAAGUCGAACGCGUGCUUAACAUGGUCGACGGCGUGCUGCUGCUGGUCGACUCCGUCGAAGGCCCCAUGCCUCAGACCCGUUUCGUUCUGAAGAAGGCUCUGGAGCUGGGCCACCGCGUGGUGGUCGUAGUAAACAAAGUGGACCGCCCGGCGGCGCGCGUGCAGCACGUGAUCAACUCGACGUUCGAGCUGUUCUGCGAGCUGGAGGCCACGGACGACCAGUGCGACUUCACCACGGUGUACGCCAGCGGCAUUCAGGGCAAGGCCGGCAUGGAGCCCGACAAUCUUGCUGAUGAUCUUGAGCCGCUCUUUGAGAGCAUUAUUAAGUGCGUUCCCGGGCCGAGGGUGCAGCCGAGCGCGGCACUUCAGAUGCUGGUUACCAACCUGGAUUACGACGAGCACAAGGGGCGGAUUGCGAUUGGCCGCGUGCACGCGGGAAAGAUUGCCAGAGGCCAGGUGGCGAAGAUCUGCACGCCCGAUGGUAACUGCCGCGUGGCGAAGGUCGUCGAGCUGUUUGUGUACGAUAACUUCGCGCGUGUGCCGGUUGAUGACGUGGAGGCGGGGGAUAUCUGCGCGCUCUCUGGGCUGCCGGACGUGCAGAUCGGCGAGACGAUCGCGGAUCGCGACGGCGACGCGCUGCCGACGAUCUCGGUGGAGGAACCGACGGUCAAGAUGAGCUUUUCGGUGAACGUGUCGCCGUUCGCGGGGCGCGAGGGCAAGUUCGUGACGUCGCGGAACCUGAGGGACCGGCUGAUGCGCGAGCUGGAGAGGAACCUGGCGAUGAAGGUGGAGGACGGCGAGAGCGCCGAUACGUUCCUGGUCAGCGGACGCGGGACGCUCCACAUCACCAUCCUGAUUGAAAACAUGAGGAGGGAGGGGUACGAGUUCAUGGUGGGCCCGCCCCGGGUGAUCAACAAGGAGGAGAACGGCAAGACGCUGGAGCCGUACGAGGAAGCGGUGGUGGAGGUGCCAGAGGAGUAUGUGGGGGCGGUUGUGGACAUGCUUGGCACACGCAAGGGGCAAAUGCUCGACCUGCAGGCCUCCAGCUCUGGGACAACUGUGGUGAAGUACCGUGUGCCGACCCGCGGGCUGCUGGGGCUGCGCAAUGCCAUGCUGACGGCCACGCGUGGCACGGCGGUGAUCAACACCAUCUUCGACAGCUACGGGCAGUGGGCCGGCGACAUGAGCACGCGCGAGCAGGGCUCCCUGGUGUCUUUCGACAUGGGCCCAACCACGUCCUAUGCGCUCUUCAGCUGCCAGGAGAGAGGGCAGCUGCUGCUGGGGCCGGGCGUGGAGGUGUACAAGGGGCAGAUCAUCGGCCUGCACCAGCGGCCUGGGGACCUGGACCUGAACGCCUGCAAGAGGAAAGCCGCCACCAACGUGCGAUCCAACAAGGAUGCCACAGUGGUGUUGGCGGCGCCCCUUGAGUUCAGCUUAGAUGACUGUGUGGAGUACAUUCAAGAGGAUGAGCUAGUGGAGGUGACGCCCCUAUCAGUGCGCAUGUUAAAGAAUCCCAGGAUGGGAAAGAAGGGCAAGAAGUGAUCCGUCUGCUGUAACUUCCUUUACAUUGUUUACGUUUCUUUUGAUAAUAUAUUGCUAGUUUCCAAAAGCCUCAUACAGAGGAACGAGAUAGAAGCAAACUGGUAGGUUGGUGAAGUGAUCUUGAGUCUGAGGUAGGAGGGGGUUUCGAUAGAAAGCGCUAAACCGAAACUGGUGAACUCGAAAUCGAGGAUGCAUGUCGGGACCAUCUCAUCCCUCGCAAAUUGUCUCCUAGAAAAUGACGAGGGAGCAGCUGAUACAGUUUGAUGGAAAGUUAUGCAGUAGAGAGUUCAUUCUGCCAUGCUUGGAUUUCAUGCCAAACAAUCUGGCAUCCUUCGGGUCAAUCUCCCUCGCACGCGACGAAUUCACGAGCCACAAGGUAGCAUGCGUCGAUGCGUGGCGCCAAGCGACCAAGUGCCGCGCUGUAUCCUCGUCAGCACCUGUCGGCGAGGCGUCGAUGGCAUCACAGCGAUGAGCAUUGACGACAGAUUUUCUCGGAAGAAUGACCUGAAGCCUACGAUAGACGGAGGCGGAGCUACGGGAUGGACG
This is a messenger RNA of Closterium sp. NIES-67, 2870 nucleotides long. The record is from the annotation of a GenBank genome assembly. Lineage: Eukaryota; Viridiplantae; Streptophyta; Zygnematophyceae; Desmidiales; Closteriaceae.